UCGCAAGACUAUGACAUCAAUGAGACUGGAACCAGGAAGUGAAUGUUGGAAUCACCUUUAUUAAAGCCGGGAAAGAACAUGAAUAGAGCGCACCAGAUGAAGUCUGUAAGACGUGAAAAGUGUUGUGGAAAAGCAUCAAGGACAUUCUAUCCCGAGUUGUAGAACUGGUUGCCCUAUACAGAGAAGACUUGGGAGUAGGGAUCCGGGUGACCCAUUGUUUUUAAAUUGUGAGGCUUUUCCAAAGGCGUGGAAGGAAGAUCCGAUCGGUGAAAUGUUACUGAACCCAGUCAUUUCAAAGUUGGCAGGUAAAAGGGUAGUGCUAGCAAGUGCAUCUCCUCGCAGACAAGAUAUACUUUCCAAUGUGGGUCUCCGAUUUGAGGUGGUUCCCUCAUGGUUCAAAGAAACGCUUGAUAAGUCGAUGUUUUCUGUACCCCAUGAAUAUGCCGUUGAAACUGCCAAACAGAAGGCACUUGAAGUGGCCAGGAGAAUGCAUUUGAAGCAUCUAAAAACACCUGACAUUGUUAUCGGAGCAGAUACAAUUGUGACUUUGGAAAAUACAAUUCUUGAAAAGCCAGUGGAUAAACAAGAUGCAUAUAAUAUGCUAUCAAGGCUGAGUGGCAAAGAGCACAGUGUCUUUACAGGAGUUGUAAUUGUCCACUGCCAAAGUCAUGGAGGUAAUGAGCUGGAGACCAAUAUUAUUGAUUUUUAUGAAGAAACCAAAGUAAAGUUUGCCAAUUUGUCAGAAGAGCUCCUGUGGGAAUAUGUUCACAGCGGAGAGCCAAUGGAUAAAGCAGGUGGAUAUGGCAUCCAGUCUCUCGGAGGAAUGUUGGUGGAAUGCGUACAUGGAGACUUCCUAAAUGUGGUCGGGUUCCCUCUGAAUCACUUUUGCAAAACAUUAGCUGAGAUCUACUAUCCACCGUGUAAAAACACCAUUCACAGAGUGAAGCAUGACUCUAUACCUUAUGUGGAGACCUUCGAGAACCUAAGUGAUGUGGAGAGUGGUUGUUCGAGUCAGGCAGAAAUUCCAAAGACAAAAAGAACUGAAAGGAAAUGCAAACAUGACACAAAGGGUUUGGAUAAACCAUCAAAAGAUACGGUGGCCCUGGAGACUGGAAUUGUAGAACUAGCCAAAGACUGUAAACUGCCAUCAAACAUUGUUGAGCUUUUGGAUGGAUUUAAAGCAUCUAAGGCAUUGUUUGCAGCAUCUAAACUGAAGGUCUUUGAUAAGUUGAAAGAUAACGGCCCCUUGAAGGCUGUGGAAAUUGCAGAUUUGAUUAAUGCUUCUGUGCGUGGGACCGAAAGGCUUCUUGAUGCUUGUGUUGCCCUUGGCCUGCUGGAGAAAACCCAUCAAGUUUACAGGAACACACAGCAAGCCAAUAUAUAUCUGGCAUCAGACGGAGAAUUUUCAGUCCAUGACUACAUAAUCCAUUCAAAUGACAAAUUAUGGCCAUUGUUCUCAAACCUGGAAAUUGCAGUCAAAGAGGGCAUCAGUCAGUGCCAAAAGUGCAAAAACUCAGAGACUUCAUCCAGUGAUGGCUCCUCCUUUCAUUCAGAAGUAAAGAAACCAUUUAUGACUGCAAUGCAUGGUAUGCUUAAAAUAACAGCACACGAUCUUGCAACUGCAUUUGACCUUUCCAGUUAUGGCUCGGCCUGUGAUCUAGGAGGUUGCAGUGGCACGCUAGCUUAUGAAUUGGUUCGUCUGUACCCAGAUAUGAGAGUUAAUGUCUUUGACCUACCUGAAGUUAUUCAGCAUACUCCAUGCUUUCAGACUGAAAAUUUGGACUCAUCGCGUCUGACAUUCACGUCAGGGAACUUUUUUGAAGACAAUCUUCCCAAAGCAGAUUUAUACAUUCUUUCCAGGGUUAUACAUCAUUUAUCAGAUGAAAAAUUGAACUGCCUUCUGGGGAAAAUAUCAAAAAAUUGUAGUCCAGGCCAAGGGGGCUUACUCAUAGCUGAAAUUGUUCUCGAUGAAGAGAAAAAACAGCCAAGAGCAUUAUUACAGUCUCUUAGUAUGAGCGAGGGAAUGCAGAGAAGUGGAUCAGAAUAUAGGCAACUCCUUGAAAAGCAUGGGUUUAACAAUGUGCAACUCAAGAUUACUGGCAACUUACUAGAUGUGAUACUCGCUGUAAAAAGAUAAUGUUAGUCUGUGGAUGGGGGAAAGAGUUGUUAAUAGUUACCAGAAACCAAUAUUUCCUUUGCUAUAAACAGAUUUGUUACAGCAUGAUAGUUUGUUGUAAAUUAAAUCUGUUUCCAUUAAAUAAGUGUUUUUUUUUAUCUAAAACUUUCUAUGUACAAUUAUUUGUACACUUUUAUAGUAACUGUAUGAACAUUUUAUAAGAGACACGUCUUCAAAGGACUUUAAAAAGUUGCUGUUUGCACUUAAAGAGAUAAAUUCAGUAUUGGCCUGUGCCAAGGGGAGAAAGUAAAGAAGGACAAAAGAAUGGAAAAAGAGUGUCAGCUCUGACAACACCGGGGACGUGUUCCUAAUGCCUCAAUGAGUCGUGAAAAUCAACAGGGGGAAAAAAAGCAAAAAUGUUAUAUUCAUACACACAGUGAAACAUAAAUAUCAUAUGAAAUAGUCCAUAAAAUGUAAAAUCAAUUAGUUGCCAAGUAGUCUGAAAAUGCUGUAAACCUGAGACGUUUCAGAUGCAUCUCAUAAAAUGACAUAGACAGCCCUGGAAGAGGUUUACAUUUUAAGACAUGGCACACAAGGACACGAUGUCCAUAUUGAGAUAAGUGUAUUUUUAAUUGCAUUCAAUGUUUGUUUUAUAAAAAUAAAAAAAGAAAGAGAGAUAAUGACUGUGUGUUACAUUAGACUGUCAAACAUACCAAUC
This is a messenger RNA of Spea bombifrons (plains spadefoot toad), 2834 nucleotides long. It is a transcript of the gene ASMTL, whose product is annotated as acetylserotonin O-methyltransferase like. The transcript is spliced from 14 exons. The record is from RefSeq and is a predicted model, not a curated record. NCBI's taxonomy places the organism in Eukaryota, Metazoa, Chordata, Amphibia, Anura, Pelobatidae. Gene Ontology annotation, molecular function: O-methyltransferase activity; nucleoside triphosphate diphosphatase activity. Bases 272 to 2137 code for a protein of 621 amino acids.